This is a messenger RNA of Colletotrichum phormii, 737 nucleotides long. RefSeq lists its product as uncharacterized. The record is from RefSeq and is a predicted model, not a curated record. Bases 186 to 518 code for a protein of 110 amino acids. The transcript has 2 exons. Lineage: Eukaryota; Fungi; Ascomycota; Sordariomycetes; Glomerellales; Glomerellaceae.
GAGGGCAUAAAUAUGGCUCAUUACAGAUGAUUUGACAGUAAUUUGAGCGCCGGUUGGACCCAAGACUGCCUCCCUUCAAAUAUCAAAUACAAGUAAUGGCCCCCCGGGGUUUCUCUUGAAUCACCCAUCUCAAAGUCUUAUCAUCACCUCUUUCCUAGAAUACAUCCAACUCAAUUCUAGCAACCAUGCGUGCUCAGUACCUCAUUCUUGCCGCCAUUGGCCUCGUAGCUGCCGCCCCUCUCGACGUUAGAGGAGCGGAUGCAAAAGCUGAAGCUAUCCCCUUCUAUCCAAAGAGGGGAGCUGAUGCUGAGGCGGAGGCGAUUCCCUUCUACCCGAAGCGCGUAGCCGACGCCGAAGCUGAGGCCAUACCUUUUUACCCUAAGCGAGGAGCAGAUGCGGAAGCUGAAGCCAUCCCCUUCUAUCCUAAGAGAGGCGCUGAUGCGGAAGCCGAGGCCAUUCCUUUCUACCCCAAACGCGGUGCUGAUGCUGAAGCGGAGGCUAUUCCCUUCUACCCUUGAGUAGGAGGUCCAUGUGGCGUACUCUCAGUGCAAUACUCGAAGUGCCGAACCGAGAUACGGAGCACGUGUUGGAGGUCAUGGCUCAGGUGCUUUCGUUUAUCAUAGCUUCGACCUCAAGAGGCUUGAUGGACCUGUAGAGUAGAAUCCUGGAGCUGGCAGGAUUAGGAUUACCAGGAUACACUCAUUACCUUAUUACAUGCCGCAAUUGAAACAUUCCAC